Molecule: messenger RNA, 1488 nt
Organism: Drosophila nasuta
Lineage: Eukaryota; Metazoa; Arthropoda; Insecta; Diptera; Drosophilidae
Product: glycoprotein-N-acetylgalactosamine 3-beta-galactosyltransferase 1-like
Exons: 3
Coding region: 94-1452 (452 amino acids)
Cellular component (GO): membrane
Molecular function (GO): N-acetylgalactosaminide beta-1,3-galactosyltransferase activity
Source: RefSeq, a predicted model, not a curated record
GUAGGUGAUCGACGUAAGUAAAAAAUGGCCUAUUGAGAAAAAGUCAUUCUUCAUUAAAAAUAAUCACUCUCAGCAUCAUAACGUGAUAGCAUAAUGACUGCUCAAGGAGCAUAUUACAAAAAACGAGUCGUCGUCGCGUCUUUGACUGGCCUUUUUGUAGGUUUCUGCAUUGCACAGUUAAUUUCCUAUGCGACUCUUUCUGAGAACAUACCAAAGAUCAGUUUAAAGCUCAACCAUGAACAUUAUCCCAUUACUCCAUGGAUUCCCGCAGUUCCUGCGAUUAUCCACGAACACGCCUACGACAAUUCGACUGUGGCUGAUGAAAUGAAAAAGGAAGUACGUGUUCUCUGUUGGGUGAUGACCAAUCCUACCAACCACAAGAAGAAAGCCCGGCAUGUAAAGAAAACAUGGGGCAAACGCUGCAACAUUCUCCUAUUCAUGAGCUCAGAAGUAGACAAUGAACUGCCCACAGUCAAGUUGAAUGUAGGAGAAGGUCGUGAAAAUUUAUGGAUUAAGGUGAAGGAAGCCUUUACGUACGUCUACAAACAUCACUACAACGAUGCGGAUUGGUUUUACAAGGCAGACGAUGACACAUAUGCCAUCGUCGAGAAUCUUCGCCUAAUGUUGUAUCCCUACAAUCCACAAACGCCCGUGCACUUUGGAUUCAAGUUCAAGCCAUUCGUUAAACAAGGCUACAUGUCGGGAGGAUCUGGAUAUGUGCUCAGCAAAGAGGCACUUCGACGAUUUGUGGUCGAAGGUAUUCCUAAUCCCAAGAUGUGUCUUCCUGGUACUGUUGUCAACGAGGAUGUUGAAAUUGGCAAGUGUAUGGCGAAUCUUAAUGUAACUGCAGGGGAUUCGAGAGAUUGGAAUGGACGUGGACGCAUGUUCCCCUUCGUUCCGGAGCACCAUUUAAUACCUGGUAAAGAUAGGACAUUCUGGUAUUGGAAAUAUAUUUACUAUCCGACUGACGAUGGACUGGACUGCUGCUCGGAUAAUGCAGUAGCAUUUCAUUACGUGUCACCGGGGAUGAUGUAUGUCAUGGAUUAUCUGAUCUAUCAUCUAAAGCCUUAUGGCAUAGUAAGAGAGCCACAUCGUUUACCGCACAAGUUAAAUGUGGGUGAAUUCAUGCCUGCGCCAACAUAUGAUCUCCUCAACAGCGAUGAGGACUCCAAAGACGACGAGGACAAGUAUUUAACAACCACAAAAGCACCAACUGUAUUGGAGCCAGAUGGAAGAGAACUUAAUUCAAAAGAAGUCGAAGACGAUAAAAAGAAAUCAUUAUCAGAUUCAAAGAAAAUUAAUUCAGAAACGAAAAAAUCGGUUGAAAAUUCUAAAAAGGAAAAUAAGAAUGAGAUUUCCAAAAAAGAUGAAAAGAGGCUAGCCAGACUUCGAAGGGAACUUAGAAAACUACAAAGAGAGUACGACGAAUAUUAUGACAAAGAGGAAAAUUAAUAUAAAUUAAUAUUUUAUAUUUUUAUAUAAAUUAAA